Sinocyclocheilus grahami is the source of this 6005-nucleotide messenger RNA. RefSeq names its product zinc finger and BTB domain-containing protein 16-A-like. Gene Ontology annotation, cellular component: nucleus. Bases 263 to 2230 code for a protein of 655 amino acids. Lineage: Eukaryota; Metazoa; Chordata; Actinopteri; Cypriniformes; Cyprinidae. The transcript is spliced from 7 exons. Gene Ontology annotation, biological process: regulation of transcription by RNA polymerase II. Gene Ontology annotation, molecular function: protein binding; DNA-binding transcription factor activity, RNA polymerase II-specific. The record is from RefSeq and is a predicted model, not a curated record.
UUUUCCUCACCGGCUCCAUCCUACGAGCACUAAUAAUCUCAGGCUUCCUGCGCGUGUCGCUGAAAACAGCGAGCCAUUGCUUUGACGUCACGGUGAUGAUGGUGAUUGGAAUCCGCACGGCGAGUGUAGUGCGCGUGAAGCGGCUCCUGUGGACCUCAGUAUGUUGAUGCCUUAAUAACAAGUGUUCAAUUUUACGCGCCAAUUGCAGGAGCACCCAAGGAGAGAAGCAAAUCUGUGAGAUGGUUCGAUAAAUGUCGAUGUAAUGGAUUUGACGAAAAUGGGUGCGAUCCACCUCCAGAACCCCGGCCACCCCACAUCGCUCCUGCAGAAGGCCAACCAGAUGCGCCUCUCUGGGACAUUGUGUGAUGUGGUCAUCAUGGUCGACAGCCAGGAGUUUCAUGCCCACAGAACCGUGCUCGCAUGUGCUAGUAAGAUGUUUGAGAUCCUGUUCCUCCGCAACAGCCAACAUUACACUCUGGACUUCCUCUCACCAAAGACAUUCCAGCAGAUUCUGGAGUACGCCUACACCGCCACGCUCCAGGCCAAGCUGGAGGACCUGGACGAUCUGCUGUACGCCGCAGAGAUUUUAGAGAUAGAAUACUUGGAGGAGCAAUGUCUGAAGAUCUUGGAAACCAUCCAGGCGUCUGAAGAGAACGACACAGAUGUGAACAUGAACGAGAACGGCGCAGAGGAUGCCGAUGACCACAGGAUCAAAUACCUUAAGAGCGCUUUCAUGUCUAAAAAGCAUUCCAUACAGGAUGGCGGCCAUCGUCAUCGUUUGGCCCUGGUCAGCAUGGUCGAUAAGAGAUCUUCAGAGUCCACCCAACGGGGUCUUUCAACCGUCAGCCCGACUAAAGCAGCUAUAGAGGGCCUGAUGAGCAUGGGACAGUCCGUCCUCCAGGAAAACAUGGCCCAGAGUUUCUCAAAUAACCUCGGUAACUCAUCUCCAUUGCUAGAUAAAAUCAAGACUGAGAUGAUGCAGGUAGACGAGGACUACCAACAUAAAGGCGGCUUCCCCAGGAACGGGGAGGGUGGAGGUGACUCCAGGCAGCACCGGGACACUCCUGGAACCCCGACCAGAGGUAGCGUCAUCACCAGCGCUCGCGAGCUCCACUCCGCCGAUAGUUCUGCUGAUUCCCAAGGAGACAACACUCAAGCGGGUCUGGGCAAUAUGGCCAGUCUGGCUGAUAGACAUUUCGCUUCGCUGUGCUCUAUCCCGUCCAACCAUAAGAGUGAAAGCAUGCUGCCCUUGCCUGUGUCCAUGGCCUCGUCGUUACAUGUGCCAUCCUCCCUGGCCAUGUCGAUGGAUUUCAGUGCCUAUGGGGGGCUCUUCCAUCAGAGCUUGAUUCAGAGGGAGUUCUUAAGCAAGCUCGGGGAUUUCACAGCGAAUGUGAAGCAUGAGGUCCAAGCCCAGAAAGAAAGAUGUGAGGUGUGUGAUAUGGCGUUGCCUGAUGGUGAAGCUGCUGAACAACACAGGAAGUUGCACGGUGGAGUGAAGACCUUUGGCUGUGAGUUCUGUGGAAAGCAGUUCCUGGACAGUUUACGACUGAGGAUGCACAUGCUUUCUCAUUCAGCUGGACCAAAAGCACUAGUAUGUGAUCAGUGUGGCGCUCAGUUUUCCAAGGAAGACGCCCUGGAAGCCCAUCGGCAGACUCACACAGGCUCAGACAUGGCAGUGUUUUGUCUCCUAUGUGGGAAGCGUUUCCAGACCCAGAAGGCUUUGCAGCAGCACAUGGAGAUUCACGCCGGCAUGCGCAGCUAUGUCUGCAGCGAGUGUGAACGCACCUUCCCGAGCCACACAGCGCUCAAACGCCAUCUCCGCUUGCACACAGGUGACCAUCCAUUCGAGUGCGAGUUCUGCGGCAGCUGCUUCCGUGACGAGAGCACACUGAAGGGUCACAAGCGCAUCCACACCGGAGAGAAGCCUUAUGAAUGUAACGGAUGCGGCAAGAAGUUCAGCCUCAAGCAUCAGCUGGAGACCCACUACCGCGUCCACACAGGUGAGAAGCCGUUUGAGUGCAAGCUGUGCCACCAGCGCUCGAGGGACUACUCCGCCAUGAUCAAACACCUGCGUACCCACAACGGCGCUUCACCCUACCAGUGCACCAUCUGCCAGGAGUACUGCCCCAGCCUCUCGUCCAUGCAGAAGCACAUGAAGGCCCACAAGCCCGAGGACGUGCCCCCAGACUGGAGGAUAGAGAAGACCUACCUGUACCUCUGCUACGUGUGAGACAGGGCAACAAAACUGAAUGGGAAAGUGGCAAGAUACGCCCAAAGACAAUUCACUUGAAGGUUUGCUUUUGGUCCUAGCCAAAGAUGGUGAGAGGGCGUGGUCAAAGUAAUGAAAUGUGAUGUGGAUUUUUUUUGACCUUCUGUUUGUGACAUGCAUUUGUGCACAUUUUUAGGAUGUAACUGCACUCACAAAUGUUUAUAAAAUGUGAUAUGUGAUAAAGGGAUACGAAUUUUCUGAAAGUGUGACGAGAAUCCAUUUGUCUGCAUUCCACCCUAUUAAUUGGAGAAAUUCACUGCAUGAUCAUUAUGUAAUGUUUUAUUCAAAUAAGGAUUCCCGCACUUUUUUUUCAUGGACAACCCAUAAGCCAUAGACUUUCAAGACCCCAUGAAAUCUCCAAGUGGUGGGGAAUGUCAUAGGGAUCAUCCAAUAGUCUUUAGUUGCAUCACAACCAUGAUUUUAAAUGCAUAUCCGCGAAAGGUCAACGUUUAGAAUACGCUAGCAACCUUAAAGCUCACACACAUGGACUCAAAGCCUCAUAUUUUGAUUUCAUGGGGUCUAAAUGGAGCUAUUCGGAGUCAAAUAAAAACGUGGACCAAAGCUUAAAAUUCACACACAUGAUGAAAUAGAGCUGAACACAUUAGCGAAUGAAAUUAUGCCCUUUUUUAGUAAAUUGCUCCCUUAAGUUCAUUAUUAGGUUCUCUAGUACUCAAUUUUCAUGUUUUAAAAAAUUUUUUAUAUACUUAAAUACUUGCGAGGAAAUGCACAGGAUUGGACCCAAGAGUCAUUUUCUUUAAAGCGUAAUAAAGUGCUUAACAAAACAGCUUUUCUCAGAGGUACAUCCAAAUUGUGCUGCCAAGCAACUAUAGUGGAUGUUCAGGGACAUUUAUUCAACCUUAAAUAACUACACUGUGCACUUUCAGAGUUUCAGAGGCCCACUUUUGUUUUUUUCAGCACCACAUUCUGCAUUUAGUGCAUUCAGACGAAGCCAGAGAGGUGAAUCUCUGUGAUUUGCUUUCAUUUCAGUCACUUUCACACCAAAUAAUACAGCAUGUCAGUUGAUUUUAUUUGAACUUUCACAUGGUAACAUGACAAAAUCACAGUUUUGCAACUGCAGGCAUUAUAGUCUAAUGAAAUGUUAAUAUCAUACUCGGAAAUCAAUUUAUGAAUUAUUUUCAUAUUACAUAUUAUUAUUUUUUACAAUUAAAAAACACAAUGCAGUAUAUGUUUCUGCAGUCUUCUGCUGAGAAUUCCUUUAGUUAGCUCGCCGUUUUAGUUUGUGUUCUGUCAUCUCUAUUUGAACGUUUUACUUGAAUUGCCUAAUUUUGUUACCGCACAUGAUUUAUUUUUGUACUAGUCUUUGUCCCUCAUUUCCUGCUGAGCUUUGUUUAAAAGCUGCACAAUGCAUUCAGAAUACCACAUCAUCAGUCCCACACAGAAUUCGAGAGAUCCCGCAAAAUCUAAGCAGAAUUGGAACGUUUGUUCGCAACAUUCUAUGUAUCUGCCACUUAUGUGUUUAUGUUUUUGGUUAACUAGUAAAUGUUUUAGUUAUCAAAAAGACUGUAGUACUUUACAUUUAAAGUGUUUUACUAUUUUUAAAUCUUUUCUGCACUACUGGAGUAUUCUUAAAAAAUCAGUAAAGGCGUGGUCACAUUUGCCUUUGGUGAAUUUCAACAGGCAAAAUUACAAUGCACACUCAUGCCAAUACGUAACUAUUUUAUGUUCUGGCAAAUUUGUGACUAAUUAUUCAUGUAAAUUUGUACAUCUUAUUUAUAAAUUUUUGUAUGAUCUGCUUACACCCCACUGAUGGUAAAGUUUAGGGGUGGACCUUCAUGCUUACGUAUUUUUCUAAACAAUUGUCCAUUUCCGUAACAAAUCACAUCGUACGAAUUCAUACAAAAUCAGUAACAUAAAAUAGUUACGAUUUGGCAUGAGAUCGGGUUGGAAAUCCAAUCUUUUCAAUAGGAAUCUACAUAAUCAGGAGUUUCACAUGAGGGCAAAAGAUUUCCACUUUCGCAGAUUUUGCAACGGGUUCAACUUGGUCAUGUGAAUUUGCCUCAUUGACCAACAGAAAGAUGGUUUGAAAGUGACUUCUGUGUGAGCCGUGCUUCAUCUGCUUAAGGCCCACUGAUGGUUAUGUUUAGGGAUGGACCCUCAUGCUUAUGUUUAUUUUCUAAAAAUCAUACGUUUUCAUAGGAAUAACAUCUUAUGCAUUCAUUCGAAAAUCACCACCUCGGGGUCUUCCCAUCAUUACAGUAUUGACAGAGUGAACAUUUUUUGCUCGUGAUAUUUACUGUGAAAUUUGGCUAUUGUGACCACAUCUUAAAUUACGUCUGGGUCUGUGAAUUAUUCAGUGGUAUUUUAUCAGUAAGCAUAGUACUAGUGUGCAUAUCUGCCUCUCGGCCAUCUGUUUCAGGGCUACCUCUACUCUGCUCUCAGUUUUGCACUAAAGCAAAAGCACACUUUUGUUUUGCUUGUAACUAGCAUUUUCAAUUAUGCCCCAAUCUCAUGUUUCCAUCCGCUAGAAAAAAACAGCCCGGUUCGUUCGUUAUUAUAUUUACACUCCUUACGAUGAAACAUAUUCAACCUGAAAGGGUAGAUGCAUACAUUCUAGAUGAUUUUAGAAUAGCGUUGAGAAAAUGUUUAGUUAUUAGAUACUUGAGGGCAUAAACUUGAAACAAUGUGAAUAAAAAUGAUGUUUUUAUGUGAAAAUUAUUCAAGCGGUAAGUCAUCAGAGAUGCGGUACUGAUGCGUGCAGUUACGUGGGGAAGUUCGCUAGAGAAAACAAAAACGAAUAGGUGACUUUCUGUGAAAAUAAAUCUCUCGACAAGAGCCAAACGUGGCACUUUGAUAAGGGAAUAUGUUGUAUUCUUGUACGGGGUAUUGUGCGACCCAUUCUUUUUUGUUUAUUUUGAGUGAGGCGAAUAUUUUUACAGUAUCUUUUGCAUUUGUGCUUGUUCUUGAUUUGAGUGGAAAAUUGUUUUCUUGUGCUUAUUUUGCAAUGUUAAACAUAUACAAGUAGUAGAUGUAUGUAAAGACAUAUUGUAGUCAUUGCUGCUGGGUGUCAAUUCAUAUGAUGAUGAUGAUGAUUCCACAUUUUGGGUAUAAAAUUACUGUGAGUGAACUAACGCCAAGAGCUGUAGGUCAUGGAGCACAAGCGACCUGUAAGACAUGAAAAGUAAAGCUGUAUCUGUGUGUUUGUAUCGUGUUCACCGCUCACUGUAAGAUUAGAGUCACCUAUACGGUCUGUACUGGUCCUUGUGUGUGCAGUGUGAGUCAAUGUGGUCGACUUAUUCAGUGUUAAAUACAUGCACCGGUUAGCAACAAAGAGCUGCUCUGACAGACACCCUGUAAAUGAUUUGAUACAUCUUCUGCCCUGUAUUUGUGUCUUUAUGCAAAGUCACCUUGAUAUGAACUGUGCUCUUAGGCAAUCAGGGAUGCCUUCACUUUACUCACAGAACAUCACAGAUAUACAUUUUAGGAUAAACACUACACUUUCUUUGCCAUUAUGGAAACUACGUUUAGUUUUGUAACCGCUUUCAGCUACUUUUUUUUCGGUUGCCACAAGCAAUACAUCUACAGGUCAGCAUGUAAGUGAAAACUUGGCAUCCCUGCCGCUGUAUCACUGUGUUUUACUUUGCUUUCAGACAGGAAGUAGCCAUGUCACUCAGUGCGCCCAUAUUUGUGCCAUUGUUACACAAAUUAAUACUCGGACUGAGGAUCCACGUGGGACCAAACGGCCAUUUUCGCUCCAUUUGCCUUGUUCUAGUGACAA